UUAUAUCCGACCCUACUUUUUGGGCAUUCUCUCAAGGAUCCUGUGAAAGAAAAAAGAAAAGAAUGCAUACCCUUUCUUUCUCUUCAUUCUUAUUGUUCACCGUCAUUUUUCAUUUGUGUUUGCAUCACGAGGUGGCUUGUGAGGAUCCAUUGAUUGGGACAAAAAGAGAAGCAUUAGAAAUAGUCAUUGGUAGGGGUGGUGAAGCUUCUCCCCCUUCUACUGAAAAAGAGGACUGUAUUUCAUACCCUCCUCCUCCCCCGCCUGAACCCAAAUGUCCACCACCACCCCAUCCACCUCCGCCUCCACCGCCUCCGCCUCCACCACCUCCAUGUAAGUUCCCGACCGCAAAUGGCUGCUUUGAAAACGCGCGACUUGCAAAAGCUCAUGACGUAAUCCAAAAGUUCAAGGAGAGAAUCCACGUUGAUGCUAAUAGCAUCAAAUACAUAGAGACAUGGCAAGGCAACGACGUUUGCAAGUACAAAGGCUUCAGCUGUCGAAAGCGUCCUGACGUGAUGGAAAAAGCAGUUGCUGCAGUACACUUCAAUGGUGCUAAAUUUGCUGGGCGUGAUGGUUCCCUUCCCCUUGAUGAUUUCAUUGAUGAGUUAGACGAUCUAACCAUAUUCCAUACCAACUCUAACAACUUCACUGGUACAGUACCUUUUGGAGUAUCCAAAAUUAAAUACUUGUAUGAGCUUGACCUUAGCAACAACAAUAUAUUUGGUGAUUUCCCCAUGGAAGUUCUUGGUGCCUUGAAUUUAACCUACCUAGACUUAAGGUUCAACUCGAUUAAGGGGGUCGUUCCACCACAAGUGUUCAAAUUAGAUCUUGAUGUGCUCUUCAUCAACGACAACAACUUUGAACAGAGGCUUCCUGAUAAUCUCGGUGACACACCAGUUCUCUAUCUCACCUUUGCCAACAACAAGUUCACUGGUCCUAUUCCACCAAGCAUUGGCAGAGCUCGUAACCUGUUGGAAGUGCUUUUCCUCAACAACCAUCUUACAGGGUGCUUGCCGUAUGAGAUUGGGAAUCUGAGUCAAGCCACUGUGUUUGAUGUAGGCAAUAACAAUUUAACAGGCCAUAUACCAUACCCGUUUGGGUGCUUGAAAAAUAUUCAGAUACUCAAUUUGGCCAAUAACGAGUUCUAUGGGGAAGUACCGGAAAUAGUUUGCCAGCUCUCUAAUCUUCAAAACUUCUCUUUGUCAAACAACUAUUUCACUCAGGUUGGCCCUUUUUGCAGGAAUUUAAUUUUGAAAAAGAAACUCGAUGUCAAGAACAACUGCAUUUUGGACCUCCCGUCACAAAGAUCAAAAGCUGAGUGUGCUGCAUUUUUCUUAAGAGCACAGUAUUGCGAGAGGAAUGAAUCAUUCAAGUGUGUUCCUUCCAUAAAAGAUGGUUAUAAUUAUUCCAAUUCAACGGGGAAAUCAGAUCAAGAAUCAACUGCUUCUGUCCCAUCCGGUAGAACUUAUAGCACUCUUAUUCCUCAUCGGCUGUGACUUCCAUGCUUUAGAUGGACCUCAUCAAGAACAUCAUGCUGGGUCAUUGGCUACUUAAGCGUAUAUCUCUGUGCUGAUACUGUCUGAUAUUUGAUGCAGAACUUCAAUGUAUUAAAUUUUUUAGUGAAUAAAUCAACAUCCUUUUUCCUUCUAAUUAAGAAGCCCUGUUUCCUUAAACAUCCAAAUUGCUUGCUUGCAAGAAGAUAAGUUUUAAAAAAACUAGUUACAGGUUCAAUCAAGUUCAUAAUUGCAGAACCUACUUGAAAGCUACGGUUGCUGUCUGUAUAUGUCUUUAAUAAAAGUUUUCUCCAACA
Molecule: messenger RNA, 1807 nt
Organism: Durio zibethinus
Lineage: Eukaryota; Viridiplantae; Streptophyta; Magnoliopsida; Malvales; Malvaceae
Source: RefSeq, a predicted model, not a curated record